AUGUCCCAAUUAUUCAAUAACUCGCGCUCAGAUACCUUGUUUCUAGGAGGUGAGAAAAUAAGUGGUGAUGAUAUUCGUAAUCAAAACGUUUUAGCUACCAUGGCUGUGGCGAACGUUGUCAAGUCAUCUUUAGGCCCUGUUGGAUUAGAUAAAAUGCUUGUUGAUGACAUCGGUGAUUUUACUGUUACCAACGAUGGUGCCACUAUUUUAUCUUUGUUAGAUGUUCAACAUCCAGCAGGGAAGAUUUUAGUGGAAUUAGCCCAACAACAGGAUAGAGAAAUUGGCGAUGGUACUACUAGCGUUGUUAUUAUUGCUUCUGAGCUAUUGAAAAGAGCUAACGAGUUAGUCAAGAAUAAAAUUCACCCAACCACCAUCAUAACUGGUUUCAGGGUUGCAUUGAGAGAAGCUAUUCGUUUUAUAAAUGAGGUUCUUUCCACAAGUGUUGAUACUUUAGGAAAAGAGACACUAAUCAAUAUUGCUAAAACUAGUAUGUCUUCCAAGAUCAUUGGUUCUGAUUCCGAGUUUUUCAGCAACAUGGUUGUAGAUGCACUUUUAGCUGUGAAGACACAAAAUUCUAAAGGAGAAACUAAAUACCCUGUAAAAGCUGUCAAUGUUUUGAAAGCACAUGGUAAAUCUGCUACUGAAUCAUUGUUGAUACCAGGUUAUGCUUUAAAUUGUACCAUUGCUUCUCAAGCAAUGCCUAAGCGUAUCGCUGGUGGUAAUGUUAAAAUUGCAUGUUUAGAUUUGAACUUGCAGAAGGCCCGUAUGGCAAUGGGCGUUCAAAUCAAUAUUGACGACCCGGAACAGUUAGAACAAAUCCGUAAACGUGAAGCCGGUAUCGUUCUGGAAAGAGUUAAAAAGAUUAUUGAUUCUGGUGCUCAAGUGGUGUUGACUACUAAAGGUAUCGAUGAUCUAUGUCUGAAGGAAUUUGUUGAAGCAAAGAUCAUGGGUGUAAGACGUUGUAAGAAGGAGGAUUUAAGGAGAAUUGCCCGUGCUACAGGUGCCACUUUAGUGGGUUCUAUGUCUAACUUAGAAGGUGAGGAAACUUUUGAAAGCAGUUAUUUGGGCCUUUGUGAUGAGGUGGUUCAAGCCAAAUUUUCCGAUGAUGAAUGUAUUUUGAUUAAGGGUACUUCUAAGCAUUCUUCUUCUUCAAUCAUUUUAAGAGGCGCCAAUGAUUAUUCUCUGGAUGAGAUGGAACGUUCUCUGCAUGAUUCUCUUUCUGUUGUUAAGAGAACGCUUGAAAGUGGAAAUGUCGUGCCCGGUGGGGGUUGUGUUGAGGCCGCCUUGAAUAUUUACUUGGAUAAUUUUGCCACCACCGUUGGUUCUCGCGAACAGUUGGCUAUUGCUGAAUUUGCGGCUGCAUUGUUGAUCAUCCCGAAAACUUUAGCAGUCAAUGCUGCCAAGGAUUCCAGUGAAUUAGUUGCAAAAUUGAGGUCUUACCAUGCUGCUAGUCAAAUGGCUAAACCAGAAGACGUUAAGAGGAGAGGUUACAGGAACUAUGGUCUGGAUUUAAUUAGAGGUAAAAUUGUAGACGAAAUCCAUGCUGGUGUUCUUGAACCAACCGUAAGCAAAGUUAAAUCUUUAAAAUCAGCAUUGGAGGCCUGUGUAGCAAUUUUAAGAAUUGACACGAUGAUUACAGUGGAUCCAGAACCACCAAAAGAAGAUCCGCACGCACAUUGA
Molecule: messenger RNA, 1680 nt
Organism: Saccharomyces mikatae IFO 1815
Lineage: Eukaryota; Fungi; Ascomycota; Saccharomycetes; Saccharomycetales; Saccharomycetaceae
Gene: TCP1
Product: chaperonin-containing T-complex alpha subunit TCP1
Exons: 1
Coding region: 1-1680 (559 amino acids)
Biological process (GO): protein folding
Cellular component (GO): chaperonin-containing T-complex
Molecular function (GO): ATP-dependent protein folding chaperone; ATP hydrolysis activity; ATP binding
Source: RefSeq, a predicted model, not a curated record